AUGAACUCAACAACCCUCACCUGCCCCGUCACGGGCAACCCCGACCUCUACGGCCUGGGCAUCCGCCUCGGCAUCUACUUCCAGAUGAUCUCCGUCCAGAUCUCGGGCCUCGCCUCCAUCGUAAUGCAGUCCGAGGACAGCCUCAGCCAGGGCGUAAUCAUCUUCGUCCUCGCCACCGGCAUCGUCCUCGCCCGCCUGCUGCGCGCCGCCGCCGACAUCCAGGCCGUCGAGGUCUUCCCCAUCCUCACCCUGCUGCUCGCCCAGGUCGGCGUCUGCCGCGUGGCCGGCCGCAACGGCCAGACCACGGCCCACAUCUACGUCUUCGAGGUCGCGGCGCUCAUUGCCCUCUUUGCCUGGUUCUGGUGGCAUGGCAUGGACACGCUGCCGAGGAAGUGCCAUGACGACAAGGCCUUCUUCUUUGCAAAGGUGAGCAUCUGGCAUUGGUUCCGGACUCUGAACAAGGUCGGCUCCGUGUUUGCCAUCAUCGGCGGCGUCUUCCUCGUUCUCUUUUACCUCGGAGCCACCAUCUUCUUCAACGUUGUCCGCGUCGCCAACUUCCUCAGCUGGUCCCGCGGCGAAUCGGGCGGCCGCGGCUCCAGGGGAGAUGGCGACUACAUGGGCCUUGGCUCGCUCGACUUCCUCGUCAACGUUGGCGCCAUUGUCUACGUCGAGAUGGCGCUCAAGUGGAACGACAUCUCGGACGUGCACAGCCUCGCCGCGCCGGGGCAGUUUAUGCCGUUCUUCAUAUCGAUUGCGCAGCUGCUGAGCGUGUUUUACGGGAUUGGCAAGGGAGUGCUCGAGAUGGCUGAGGCCGAGGAUAGUGAUUCCGAUACCGAGUCUGGUUGGUUUGCCCCCCUUUUUUUUUUUAAUUCCUUUUCUUCUUCCUUUGUUCCAAUGUGA
Trichoderma reesei QM6a is the source of this 900-nucleotide messenger RNA. RefSeq lists its product as uncharacterized. Bases 1 to 900 code for a protein of 299 amino acids. The transcript has 2 exons. The record is from RefSeq and is a predicted model, not a curated record. NCBI's taxonomy places the organism in Eukaryota, Fungi, Ascomycota, Sordariomycetes, Hypocreales, Hypocreaceae.